Molecule: messenger RNA, 1512 nt
Organism: Fusarium vanettenii 77-13-4
Lineage: Eukaryota; Fungi; Ascomycota; Sordariomycetes; Hypocreales; Nectriaceae
Exons: 5
Coding region: 1-1512 (503 amino acids)
Biological process (GO): aldehyde metabolic process
Cellular component (GO): cytoplasm
Molecular function (GO): aldehyde dehydrogenase (NAD+) activity
Source: RefSeq, a predicted model, not a curated record
AUGGCUUCAGUAUUGGACUUGUAUGGCACCGUCAGCGCGGCGUGGACUGAGGGCCGGCUCGAGAAUGUCCUGCAGCGACAAAAAGAGCUUGCCUCUCUGCAUAGUAACGUCAAAAAGUCAUCGGCGAGCCUGAUCAAAGCGCUUACACAAGAUCUGCAAAUCACGGACAAGAGUGCGGCCGAGGAACUUCAAUUGACGCUCGACACGAUCAAAACCCUCUACGAUAGCCUCGAUUUUCCGAAGUCUUUAUCCCAGGAGGCCUCAAUUAAGAGAGGCGCCAGCGCGACCGACAACUUGGUCGCAUUGGGACCGACUCUGAUUGACCCGUCUCCCCACUCUCCCGUCGCUAGCACACUUGCUCCACUGGCCGCAGCUGUGGCCGCCGGAAGUGCUGUGAUUGUGCUGGCCAGCAGAUCUGCUCCUACAGUCGCUGCGGAGCUGCAAAGGCUUGUUAAAGAGAGCUUGGAUAUCGAAGCCAUUGCCGUCACGAACGAUGACUCGGCCGACACGCGACAUCAGCUCGGCACCAAGUUUUUCGGCGUUGCCGUUCUGCAAAACUUGCCAGUGAGGGCCAACAUGCUGAAGCAGCUGUACCAAAAGAACCCACUCGUCAAGAUUCUGUCGCCACCUUCUGGGAUCUCUGCAGCGUUUGUCGAUCGCAGCGUUCAAGAUUUAGAGGCUGUCUCGACUCAUCUCUACCACGCUGCCAUCGACGGUCCGCGCCACAAUCCGCUGAGAAUCCCAAGGCUCUGUUUCGUCGACGAAACACUCAUCGCCGAUCUUGAGGGACUACUCGGCCGCGCAGGCCCAAAAGCGAAUGAGUCGUUGAAUUUGACCACUGGGCAGGACAAUGUUCAGGCUUUGAGCAAGGCCUUGAAGGCCAAGUUUCCCUCUGUCGCGAAAAGGACAGCUGCGAAGUCGUCUGGUCGACUUCCUGCCGUUAUUGCAUUGAGCAGCUCCGACCCAUUGACAGCCGAGUCCAUCUCUCCAGUGGUGGACUUGUUGACGGAGAGCCACAACGGCCUUUUACUGAUCCCAACUCGGAGUUUGGAUCACGGCAUCGAUAUACUGAGCAAGCUAAACGACAGCGCUCCCUCUCAGGCGACAUACAUCUUUGGUGCAGCCAAGUCAUCUUUCUAUGUCGCAGCUUUCAGCAAGACUCUCCAAGUCUUUAUCAACGCCAUUCCCCAGUGGUCACUUGUCACCGUUGCGCCGUCCUCCUCAUCAGUCUCUGACAGCCGGCCGCUGUAUUCCAGGGAGGACUUUUCCGUGAACAAGCCCAUUAUUCAAGAACCUCUCCGACCUGUUCAAGAGAUUGCUAUUCGUGCUAAAGCUCUCUGGCCUUUCAUGUCGCAAACGCUACGGCUCGGGAAGAUCAAGCAGCCCAAGGGAGGCAGGCUGAGCUACUUUGAGCGCGGACUAAUUGUCGGGUUGGCAUUGACGCUGGUCGCCAUUUCGGGGACUUCGGUGGGCAUUCAUCGUGCAAGCCAGCAUUUCUUUAAGCGCGUGUGA